Messenger RNA from Geodia barretti, 2223 nucleotides. The record is from the annotation of a GenBank genome assembly. Lineage: Eukaryota; Metazoa; Porifera; Demospongiae; Tetractinellida; Geodiidae.
ACUCACGUCCCUGUUUCUCUCUAUACUCCAACUGCACAACUCGAGUCGUCGGAGGCUGGGAGAUCGGCUAAACGCGAGCAACGGAGACCUUUAUUCUUCAUUGACGGCGUGCGAUUUCGCGCUCUCGACCCGCAAAUACUUCAUUGUCCACAGAGCCAAAAGUCGUUCUCCAUGUCUGGUGAACUGGCAGAAGCGUUGCUGAGCACAAUCUCUGUCCUCGUUCAGCAGCAGCAGAAAGAGCUCGAUGAAGCGGUGAAGGCGAUUGAGGGCGACCAGGGCGGUGCAGACCCGACUACUGCUACUACUAAGCCUGCCAACGUCAGCUAUGCGAGCGGGAUUUGCCCGGACGAACAAUGUCACAUGAAACUGUACUAUCCGACGCACGAGGCGAGCGUUGAGUGCCCGGGCUGCGGCCAGCGUCACAGCAUCUCCAGCAUCCGUGACAGCGUCGUGCUGGGAGAGAAAGAGAACCAAGUCGAGUUGAGCCUCCAGCAUUUCCGGCAAGCUUUCACCCCCAUGAAGAAGAAGGUGCCCGAACUGGUCCAGGUGAGGGGGAUAUCCAAUUACCAGUGCAAGCUGCUCUCCCCCCUCCUCACGACAUUCGGUCGAGACAACAAGACCGGGUUAGCGAGGCCUCUCACGGAGCUCGGGAUGGGCGACAGCUUUGAUUGUUCCAAGUUUGCAACGAGAGCUUUCUCCAUUGAAGAGGCACAGCUUGAGACGUCUGGAUACGGCCGGGACCGCUCCGGCUCCGCCCGUUAUCUCACCGAGACGCUUCAGCGACUGCGGGACGCCAACGGGAACAAGACCGGUCUGGUCCCACUCCACGCGGACGGCGACGGACACUGUUUGGUCCACGCCAUCUCCCGUUGCCUCGUCGGACGAGAGCUGUUCUGGCACGCCCUCCGUCACGGGCUCUACCGGCACCUCACGGAGAACAUCAACCGCUACAAGACCAUGUUCAAGGAGUUCUACGAGGAGGAGGAGUGGGACAAGAUUAUCGCAGAGGCGGCACCCGACUACCAGCCUCAGCAGGGAGAAGUCCACGGGCUACGCAAUAUCCACGUGUUUGGUCUCGCCAACGUCCUCCGUCGACCGAUCGUCCUUCUCGAUUCUCUCUCGGGGCUCAAGUCCUCCGGCGAUUACUCCGGACUGUUUCUCCCCGCCAUUCAACCACCUAGUGAUUGCAGCUCUGUGGACCCUGAGACAAAGAAGGCGUGUCCUCACUCUCCGAUUGUGGUGGCGUGGAGCAGCAGCGGGCGGAACCAUUUCGUUCCACUCGUGCCCAUCCGCGGGCAACCGCUCCCCAAACUCCCUCCCUCGCUCUGCCCAAAGGUCUGGGGUGUGGGCGAAGAUCUCGUGAAACAGUACGUUGGAUUUGACGACGACGGCUCGGUCGAAGUCUGCGGGGGGAAACUCCUCAGCGACGCGUACAUUCAGAAGCUGGUCAAAUGCAUGGAGACUCUGUUCUUCGAGAGGAACGGGAUCCACAUAUCGGUUGUGGCCGAGAUGCACCAGUUUGUGCGGACGUCGGGCUACGCGGCGAUCAAACCGAGGCUCGUGGUCGAGAUGACGAAAUCGGCAGUCGAGGAUGAGCGACUGUUUCGCUGCCUCAUCUGCAACCUGAUCACGUGCGUCCCGGUACAGUGGCUAGAGAAGGGUGGGUUGCUGUACGAGCAGGCCACGUCGAGCCACCAGCUGGCAGACAAGAUGGUGUACCAGUUCCCCAGAGAAGGAGUCAUCGCCACCUACUCUGCCGCCACGGAAUCGUUCGUCCCCUCAGAGGUUGCCUGUUUCCACUGUACCAGAGUGACUCGUCACCUCAGAGCCGACGGAUCAAUAGCGUACUUGAACGGAGACCGAACCAUGACCCCGGCCGUCCGGAGCCAAUGUGGGUGUGGCUACAGACACUACUGGGACGGAGAGGAGUACGACAACCUCCCAGAGAGGAUUCCUCUCUCUCUGACGUUUGGGAACCGGACAGUUCAGCUGACGGUCCACUGGUUCCAGAGAGAGUCUGAUCCCGAGAGAAACUCCAACGCUUACGACAUCGCCCAGAAGGUCAUCAACGACCAUUUUCCAGGUGAGUUUGGGAGUGAGCGGCUGGUGCAGCAGAUAGUCGACUCCAUCAUGAGGGCCACGGAGAGGAGUCUGGAGCAGGUGACCGGUCACCACCCACCCACUCCAGACGAGGACAAGGCAAACCCCUUCAACAAGGAGGAG